ACCCUCUCCUCAAUCCUUGAACUUUUCUCCCUUCCACCACCAAAGUCUUCAUCCUCUCUUUCUUAUCUGGGAACGUCCGUCGAACUCGUGAAGGUAAAUGGAGAAGUACAAGACCUUGGAAAUCGUUCGGGCAAGCUCAAAUUCGCAGGUGAUCAACCUAUAUCUAAAUCGUCAGUCGGUUCGAAACGCUCUCUCAAGCGAUUUCUUCUCCGAAUUCCCAAGGGCUCUAUCUUCGCUGGACCAAGACCCUAACGUGAGAGUCAUCAUCCUCUCGGGACAUGGUGACCAUUUCUGUGCAGGCAUAGAUCUUUCAACCCUAAAGGAUUCUUUCGCAAACACCACAUCUAACGACGACCGGGGCAGAUCUGGAGAACGCAUCCGCCAAAGUAUCAAGGGAUUACAGGCCGCAAUCACAGCUUUGGAAAGAUGCCGAAAACCUGUUAUCGCUGGAAUCCAUGGCGGUUGCAUCGGAGGUGGGAUCGAUCUCGUGACAGGCUGCGAUAUUAGGUACUGUACAGAGGAUUCCUUCUUCUCCGUAAAGGAGGUCGAUUUGGCUAUCGUUGCUGAUCUCGGUACUCUUCAGAGGCUGCCAGGGAUCGUUGGUUUUGGAAACGCCAUGGAAUUAGCACUAACCGGCCGGAAGUUUUCGGGAUUGGAGGCGAAGAGUUUCGGUCUGGUAUCUAGGGUUUUUGGUUCCAAAAGCGCCAUGGAUGAAGGCUUAGUGGGGCUUGCCGAGGGAAUUGCAGAGAAGUCACCUCUUGCGGUUAAUGGAACGAAGGCGGUAUUAUUGAGAAGUCGAGACCUAACAUUGGAUCAAGGAUUGGAUUAUGUUGCCACAUGGAACUCUGUGGUGCUCCAAUCAAAUGAUUUAGCAGAAGCAGUCUCAGCUCAAAUUCAAAAGAGAAAACCUGUAUUUGCCAAGCUUUGAGUGUUUGUUAUAUAUAUUUU
This is a messenger RNA of Telopea speciosissima, 948 nucleotides long. RefSeq names its product delta(3,5)-Delta(2,4)-dienoyl-CoA isomerase, peroxisomal. Gene Ontology annotation, molecular function: delta(3,5)-delta(2,4)-dienoyl-CoA isomerase activity. The coding region runs from base 98 to 928 and encodes 276 amino acids. The record is from RefSeq and is a predicted model, not a curated record. NCBI's taxonomy places the organism in Eukaryota, Viridiplantae, Streptophyta, Magnoliopsida, Proteales, Proteaceae. The transcript has 2 exons. Gene Ontology annotation, cellular component: peroxisome.